UAGAAGUACAUCGUGCUAGGGAGUCAUGGGAUUGCGGAAGUAGCUAUGAUUUUGAAGACUUUUUUCUUCCCCCUAGCAGAUAGUGUAUUUCGAAAGCAAAGGAUAGUACGCAGGGCAGUCUGCAAUGGCACAGAGGACAUCGUGAAAGGCAAAUUCUUCUACGCUGUGAGGAAAGGAUUCAAACCUGGCGUUUACAAAACUUGGGAUGAAUGUAAGAGCCAAGUUGACAAGUUCCCAUAUGCCAGCUACAAGAAGUUUGCAGCAGAAAAGGAUGCCUGGGCAUUUGUCAGAAGCCUAGCAACAUCGAUAACGCCAGACGUGUCAAAGGGAGCCAGCUAUGAGGCAACACUCCCUAGAAGAGCACCGGAGGCCCUUGAGUACAUACCCAUUGGUCAGAAGAGGCACUAUGAUCACAUAGACGAGGAGGAGAUGUCCCCUGCCAAACAGAGUCAAUACAGCAGCCCAUCUUCAAAAAGCUCUGAUGGAUUCACCUACAUUGGUGAUGCAGUGGUGGUGUACACAGAUGGUUGCUGUUCAGGCAAUGGGAAGGCCGGGGCCCUAGCUGGCAUCGGAGUGUACUGGGGACGUGACCAUCCUCUGAAUGUAGCUGAACCACUGGAUGGAAGACAGACCAACCAGAGAGCCGAAUUACAGGAAACAUGUAAAGCCUUGGAGCAGGCCAAAGAGAUGAACAUCAAGAAGUUGGUGCUUUAUACAGACAGCAAGUUCACCAUAAACGGUGUCACCAGCUGGGUGAAGAACUGGAAGCUGAACAACUGGAGGCUCAACUCUGGUGGCUCCGUCAUCAACAAAGAGGACUUUGAAAAACUUGACAUGCUGAAUGAAGAGCUGGAGGUUGUAUGGUUGCACAUCCCGGGCCACGCUGGGUACCUAGGAAACGAGGAGGCCGACAGGCUGUCCAGAGCGGGAGCAGCGAAACACUUAGAUUAGCCAAAGGAAGAUCAUCUCGUUUACUGCUCCUGGGCAGUUCAUUCAACAUUUGGAUUAUGGUUUUGAAUGGAAUAUGGGAAUGAUUAUAUUGUCUGUUCUGUUGGGCUUCCAUGUUCUAAAUGUUAUGAAAUAA
This is a messenger RNA of Salvelinus fontinalis (brook trout), 1084 nucleotides long. Its product is annotated as ribonuclease H1-like. NCBI's taxonomy places the organism in Eukaryota, Metazoa, Chordata, Actinopteri, Salmoniformes, Salmonidae. The coding region runs from base 46 to 951 and encodes 301 amino acids. The transcript has 9 exons. Gene Ontology annotation, molecular function: RNA-DNA hybrid ribonuclease activity; nucleic acid binding; magnesium ion binding. The record is from RefSeq and is a predicted model, not a curated record. Gene Ontology annotation, biological process: DNA replication, removal of RNA primer.